Messenger RNA from Vitis riparia (riverbank grape), 1360 nucleotides. RefSeq names its product 2-dehydro-3-deoxyphosphooctonate aldolase. Bases 177 to 1049 code for a protein of 290 amino acids. Gene Ontology annotation, cellular component: cytosol; cytoplasm. Lineage: Eukaryota; Viridiplantae; Streptophyta; Magnoliopsida; Vitales; Vitaceae. Gene Ontology annotation, biological process: monosaccharide biosynthetic process. Gene Ontology annotation, molecular function: 3-deoxy-8-phosphooctulonate synthase activity. The record is from RefSeq and is a predicted model, not a curated record. The transcript is spliced from 14 exons.
UCCCCAAAUCUUAUAUCCAAAUCACAACUCUAGUUCGACUUAGAUUCUUGGAAUUCACUUCAGUUGAGCAAAGCUCUUGAAUUUCUCAGAGAAAACUUUGAAUUUUCUGAGUUUUUUUUUUUUUUUCUUUUAGGUUUUCUUCUUCAGUUGAUUCUGAAUUUUGUGUGUAAAAAACCAUGGAUUCUUCAACAAUGCUGUACAACCAGCUCAAGUCAUCAGAACCCUUUUUCUUGUUGGCUGGUCCCAAUGUGAUUGAAUCUGAGGAGCACAUUAUGUAUAUGGCCAAAGCCAUCAAGAGUCUCACAUCAAAAUUUGGGUUGAAGCUGGUUUUCAAGUCGAGCUUUGAUAAAGCCAAUCGAACCUCCUCAAAAUCAUUUCGGGGUCCUGGCAUGAUUGAAGGCCUGAAGAUCCUUGAGAAGGUCAAAGUAGCAUAUGACAUCCCCAUAGUGACUGAUGUACAUGAAAUUGAACAGUGUGAACCAGUUGGCAGAGUUGCGGACAUCAUUCAGAUUCCAGCUUUCCUCUGUCGUCAGACAGAUCUCCUAGUCGCUGCUGCCAAGACUGGAAAAAUUAUCAAUAUUAAGAAAGGCCAAUUUUGUGCUCCCUCUGUCAUGGUAAAUUCUGCUGAAAAGAUCAGAUUGGCUGGGAAUGAAAAUGUGAUGGUUUGUGAGAGGGGAACUAUGUUUGGCUAUAAUGAUCUGAUUGUUGAUCCACGCAACUUGGAGUGGAUGAGGGAAGCUAAUUGUCCUAUUGUGGCAGAUGUCACACAUUCACUACAACAGCCUGCGGGGAGAAAACUGGAAGGCGGAGGUGUUGCCAGUGGAGGUCUUCGUGAAUUGAUACCAUGCAUUGCGAGGACAGCAGUUGCUGUUGGAGUGGAUGGAAUUUUCAUGGAGGUGCACAAUGAUCCUCUAAAUGCUCCGGUCGACGGUCCAACACAAUGGCCUCUACGCCAUUUGGAGGAACUGCUGGAAGAGCUUGUGGCAAUAGCUAGGGUAAGCAAGGGGAAGCAACGCUUCAACAUUGAUCUCACACCAGUCCAUGAUUAAGGAGCUCUUUGAGGCUUUUCUCAAGGGUGAUCGUUUGGAUAUUCACUCAACAUGGUAGGAGGUGAAGGCACCUUCUGAGUAGGCGACUGCUUGCAGGUUGGCGUUGUCUAUCUGCUUUAAACCAUGUAGACUGCAAUGCCCUUUUUCGGGUACUAGACCAGCUUUAUAUGUAUGUGAACCAAACCCAGAUCUUGUUGUGGAUCAAAUUUGUUCAUGUUGAGUGACAAGAAUUUACGAUGAUCGGGAAAUAUGUGAAUCUAAAUCCUAUUAAAAGUGACAUUUUAUUUUUAUAAUAAUAAAUUUUUUAUUUC